GGAAAGGUUUCCUCAGCACUUCUCUGCCAUCCAGCUGACGGUUUCUCUGGUUAAGAUGAAACAGGCCGGGUGGAGUGGUUUUCAUCUGACAAAUAUUUUCAUUAUCUCACAUUCUUGGCACCAGAGACCGUGUCGGAAUAACACAUUCACCGGUGUCUGCUUUGAAUUAUGCCCACCCAAGGGUGUCAGAAACAACACAGACCGAAGAUUAACCGACUAUGCAGCCCGUCGGACUAAUGACACUAGAUAGCUCCAGAUAGGCUACCACAAUGUCGUUAAAUAACUUUUGCUUAGUGUAUUUGCAAAUUGGACUGCACAUUUUUGAAAAUAAUUAACUGGACACAAAACAUAAAUAUUAGCCUAAUUUCUAUUAAUUAAGGCAUGUACUUUUGCAGUGCACAUAUCGCCUGCCUUUUUCACCAUAGGCCAUGUUACGAACAAAACUGGAAUAGAUAAUAAUUAUUUUUUUUAUUUGUGUUAGAAACUGGGCUUACAGACAGACAAUUAAAUGUGUCUGAGCGAUGGUUUGAGUCUGUAACAUUUAAAGUUUUUGAAAGAUACUCUAGUGGAAGCCCUUCUAACCAAUCAAAUUAGGGCCCCUGAUCACAUGACGCGUUUCCUUGUCUCAACAAAGACGAUACAGUUAAGUAUCAAGAUAGUUAAAUAUCCUACAAAAACCUCCGUCCGGCAGACCGAAACAUACAAUGUGAAAUUUGGCUUGACGACCGACAAGAGACACCACCAUAAUACACACGCGAGACUCGCUACUCACUAAACGGCUUUUGUUUUUUUGUUAAUAGGCUAUUUUUAUCGGCUAGCAUGUCUGGCGGAGCUAAAGAGGCCGGAAGUAGGCUUCAGUGGCUGCUCUCGCUUCGCUUCAAUACUCUCCAGUUCUCGCCUCUCUGUGGCUGCCAGUAUGGUCGUACUGAAAGGAAUCCCCUCUGUUUUGUCACCUGAACUGCUGUAUGCUCUCGCUAAAAUGGGCCAUGGGGAUGAACUGGUUCUUGGUGAUGCAAAUUUUCCAGCAUCUUCCAUUUGUGCUUGUGGUCCAACUGAGAUAAGAGCUGAUGGUUUGGGAAUACCACAGCUUUUGGAGGCCAUUUUGAAGCUGUUGCCCUUGGAUACCUAUGUCCCCUCUCCGGCUGCAGUCAUGGAUCUGGUAGACAGUGACAAACAGAGGUGUUUAGCUGUCCCUGUGUGGGACACCUACACACAGCUCCUGGGUCAAGCUGGGUCUCAGACUCCUCUUGAGAAGGUGGAGAGGUUUGCUUUCUAUGAACGAGCCAAGAAAUGCUUCGCUGUUGUGGCAACAGGGGAAACAGCUCUGUAUGGUAACCUGAUACUGAAGAAGGGGGUCAUUCCUGCAGAGCUGCUACAGUGACACACACACAUUAAAAGUAAUGAUGAUCUAAUAAUGAUUCAGUCACAACUGUAAUUCUUUCUAGUGAAAAUCAAGAGGUGAAUAUUUUUUGCAUAAAACAAAUUUUCAGUUUUGUUCAGUUUCCACCAGGAGCUGUGAAUUCAAAACAUAAUUUAUUCUUGUUCAUGUGUAAUUAAUACUGUAAAUACAAUCUGAUUAAUCUCCAGUUUACAUGGAGCAGAAAUUAGUUUGUAUUUUUGUAAAUAACUUCUGUGUUGUAUAUACAUUUCAAUAAAUAAAACCCAUGAAGUCUCUGA
This is a messenger RNA of Siniperca chuatsi (mandarin fish), 1677 nucleotides long. RefSeq names its product fucose mutarotase (gene fuom). The record is from RefSeq and is a predicted model, not a curated record. The coding region runs from base 917 to 1381 and encodes 154 amino acids. Gene Ontology annotation, biological process: fucose metabolic process. The transcript has 6 exons. Lineage: Eukaryota; Metazoa; Chordata; Actinopteri; Centrarchiformes; Sinipercidae. Gene Ontology annotation, molecular function: racemase and epimerase activity, acting on carbohydrates and derivatives; fucose binding.